This is a messenger RNA of Meleagris gallopavo (turkey), 1904 nucleotides long. It is a transcript of the gene OSTN, whose product is annotated as osteocrin. Gene Ontology annotation, biological process: hormone-mediated signaling pathway. Gene Ontology annotation, molecular function: signaling receptor binding. Lineage: Eukaryota; Metazoa; Chordata; Aves; Galliformes; Phasianidae. The record is from RefSeq and is a predicted model, not a curated record.
CUGCUGCUAGAUGGCUGUUUUCCUGGUACGGUGCUGUGGCUCUGUCUCUGCUUCCUCUUGGCAGAACUUUAUGCUCAGGCAUGCUGUUUGCUUCUGAGAAGUGGGGCGAGGAGUAUGGACGCUCUUUGAUUGAAGAUGAGGUGUGUCAGUGAUGGAGGAGAUUUGAUGCAUGCCUGUGGCUUUGUGGCCAGAAGCACUCCUGGAUUUAUCAGCAUAGAAGAGAUGAACCCAGGUAACCAGCCAGGUGGCUUCUUGAGAUGAUAAAUUGGAGGAAGAUCAGGAGGUAGCAACACCACAACCACUUCUCACCUGUUUCACCUGAAGAAAGCAUUGGAUUGAGACUCAGAAGCCCUGACCCGUACCUUUGGUGACUGUUCCAGACCAGGUGCAUGACUGUAGGUUUGUGAGAGACCAAAUAGGCGAAGAACAGAGCAGGCUGGGUGACAAGACUGACCCUGUGAUGAAGAACUUGAGGAAGAAGAGUUGGACCAGAGACCAGGUAAAGAUGCUGCAGUUCCAGCUUGCUGUGGUCCAUCUGGCCCUUGUCAUCACCCUGCUGCAGUGGCAUACUAGCUCAUUGCUCCUUGCAGAGGCAGCUCCAGAGCCUUUGGAGCCUUCUGCUGCUCUGGACAUGGCAACGCAUCCUACUGCCAGUGAGGAGAAGUCAGCCUCCAGCCUGGCAGCCAAACUGCUCCUUCUUGAUGAGCUGGUGUCUCUGGAGAACGAGGUGACUGAGACAAAGAAGAAAAGGAGUUUUCCAGGAUUUGGUUCCCCAAUCGACAGAAUUUCUGCGACAUCUAUGGAUGCUAAAAGCAAACAGAGGAAAGUAGUUGAGCUGCCUAAGAGACGGUUUGGAGUUCCUCUUGAUCGGAUCGGAGCGAGUCGUCUUGGCAACACCAAGGGUUCUUCCGAAUGAUUGAUGCCAUACAGGAAACAUCACAAAUGUGGAAGAUGCAUCAGAGCACAUCUUGUCGUUGACUAAUGAUUCAACACUCAAGGAAUUGACUUCCCGCAAAACCUUCUUCACAUUGUGUUUUACAAACAUUGCAUUUACAAAUAGUAACUAAUUCAGUUCAUCAGAUCAGAAUGCUCUCACAGAUGAGCACAGUGCCACUGAUAGGAGGAGACAGGAAAAAAAAUGCAUGGUUAAAUCGUACUGCAUUUAUCUCUUAAACCUGCAGAAGUCCAUUCUCCUAGCAAGGACUGUUCGAAUUUUUGGAUUUAAAAUAAAACUCUCUGAAAAGCCAGCAGCAGUCCAUGAAAUGCAGGCGGUUUGCUUUGCACAGAUCUUUCAAGAGGGUAUUUUUCUGUUACAUUAGGGGAGGAUUUAAUAGUUAUGGGACAAAUCCAUAUUUUGUUUGAGCUGCUGUUUGGGAGAAGACACUGAUAUCAUUAGGAGUUAAUCUGAAUAAGUAGUAAGAAAAAAAUCUGAGGAUUUGCUCUGAUGCUUUUAACAGUCUUCCUUGUAUCUCUGCACCAAAUUUAGAAAUGUUUUCAUUGUACAGCAUAUCCUGACAUGUGGCGAGACUGUCAGCUUCCUCCUGUAAGCUAACAAAUGCAUUUCAGUCCUCCCUAUGCAUAACAUAGGAUAGCGUCCAAAUAUGAAGUCAUCUACUUCCUAGGCCAUCUGCAUUGUAUGCCUUAUUUUAGUCUCUUGGUGUGUGCAUAGGGCGUAAUCACAUAUGCAACUGUAAAAGUUCAAGCAUCUCUUAGACUGAUAACAUGUAAACGUGUGCCUGUUCUCUCUAUUUCAAUUCAGAGUAAAACAGGUUAUCUUAAAUUCUGCUUCAUUGCUUUUCACUUCUUUCCAGAUUAUGAAAUACAGCUGAAAAGAGCUGUUGGCUGACAUCUCGGUGCUCAGAUUCCAAACUGAUCUCUUUUAAACCUCCUUGUUAGACUAUAGU